AUGAUUAAAGGAGUUCCUUCUAGCCAGGCGAAAAUAAUUUUUGCCAAAAAUAAUUUUCAUGGACGUUCGAUUUUUGCUUGUUCUGUGUCUACUGAUCCUCAAGUUUAUGAGAAUUUUGGGCCUUUUAUUCCUAAUAUUUUGCAUAAAGCACUUUCGGACCCACAAUGUGCUGCUUUUGUGGUAGAACCAAUACAAGGGGAGGCAGGGGUUGUUUUGCCAAGCGAGGGAUAUUUAAAAGGAGUGCGUGAACUAUGCACAAAAAAUCGAGUUUUGAUGGUUGCUGAUGAAGUACAGACUGGAUUGGGGAGGACGGGAAGGUUGGUUGGGUUGAAAACUGGGGUUGGUGCUGUUACCCUUGAAUUUUGGGUCUUUCAUCCAAACAAGAGAUAG
This is a messenger RNA of Meloidogyne enterolobii, 390 nucleotides long. The record is from the annotation of a GenBank genome assembly. Lineage: Eukaryota; Metazoa; Nematoda; Chromadorea; Rhabditida; Meloidogynidae.